Messenger RNA from Phoenix dactylifera (date palm), 1849 nucleotides. Lineage: Eukaryota; Viridiplantae; Streptophyta; Magnoliopsida; Arecales; Arecaceae. The record is from RefSeq and is a predicted model, not a curated record.
GAUAAAAAGAGGGAAAGAGCCCUGCUCGAUCUUUAAGAUUUUAGCAACAAUGCUGAAUCCAACAAUCAGCAAGUUUGUCAGAAUAUUGGCUGUGGUUCAAAUUUCAGAAACUACUAGAGGCUUGCUUUGGUCCUUCAGAAAUAAAUCUUCUGCAUCUCUUUAAUUUGUUCUUUUCUUUCUGAACAACAGUGCAAUCAAGUACAUCAGAUCAGAUUUACAAGCCAAGAUUGCAAGCCAUGUCAUAGAUAAUCAAGGUUUGAUUUUAGGUCAAAGCAAGAGAAGACACUAGUGAACUAUUGGUAUUCUCUGAAAGCAAUACAUCCCUUUCUCUAUGUUAUGAUUUUACACCAUAAGGCAUACAUUGCUGAAAGUCUGAAAUGUUGCGUCUUUAAGAUUUAUAUGGACAUUGAUACAAGAAGUAGCAUUCCAGUUAGAUAUAUAAAUUUGCAAGGCAAAAUAUCUUCUGAAAUUUAUAUGUAGGUCAUCUUUCUAAUUUUGUUUAUCUUUUUUUAAAAAACUGCAGUUCAAUCGGUAUUUUAAUAGAAUGGACAAAAGUUGGAUAAAUAAGUUAAGAUCUAGUGCUGAAUAUUUAGAUGGAGUUCAGAAUUUCAUUAAGUUUGCUUUUGAGAAAUCUAAUAUGAACGGGAAGAUUUUAUGUCCAUGUUAAAAAUGUGUAAACAGUUCUGCUCUUGAUCCAAAAAUUGUUGAAGAACAUUUGGUAUGGAAUGGUUUUCUAAAGGGUUAUACUGAAUGGGUACUCCAUGGAGAGUUCAUACCUUCAUGUAACCAACCCUCCGAUCUAGAAGACACCUUCAAUUUUGGAUGUAGUGACACGAAACAAAAUUCUGUAGAAGAAGAUGAUAUAAGGGGCCUACUUGAUAUUUAUUUUAAAAAUUUAUUGUUGAAGGUUUCUUAUGCGCUUAAAAGAUUAUGCACGCAAUCGAGCCUAUCCCGAGGGCUCGAUUGCUGAAGGAUAUAUUGCUGAGGAGUGUUUGACAUUUCGUUCGAGAUAUCUUGAAGGUGUUAAAACGGUUUUCAAUCGACCUCAAAGGAAUUGUGAUAUCAUAAAGAAUGCAGAUGUUUACAAGUUCUCAUCUGGUGGAAGAGUUUUGGGAAAAGUUGAAAGUGUUGGUUGUUCUUGACCAGAAAUCGUUGGCACAAGCACAUCGCUAUGUCUUACUUCAUAGUGAUAUAAUAUCUGAGUCUCGCAGAGAAUUUUUAAUAGCUCAGCGAAGUCUCAACCAUAACAUUCGUCCUACACCAAGGAUUGAGCAACGAUGGUUGGUUGAAUUAUUUCCAGAAUGGCUUUUCAAACAGGUACCAGUGAUGAUGGAGAGGAAUUGUUCUGAGGAGUUAAUAGUCAUUGCUCGAGGUCCGAAUAAUAUUGUCAACAAAUAUGAUGGGUUCAUUAUAAAUAGUUUUAAAUUUCAUACUAAAGAGCAUGAGAAAUUUAGAAAAACCCAAAAUAGUGGAGUUAUGGUUGAGGCGGACGGAAAAAAUUAUUAUGGUGCUCUAACAGAUAUUUAUGAGCAGGAUUAUUAUGGAAAUUUUAAGGUAGUAUUAUUUCGAUGUGAUUGGGUGAAUAUAAACUCACCUAGAGGUUUGAGGCAAGACAUAAAUGGAUUCACACUUGUAAAUUUUUCAAGGUUGAUACAUACUGGUGUGUUAUUGAAAGAUGAUCCAUUUGUUUUUUCAUCUCAAGCUCGAUAAGUAUUUUUUGUGCAAGACUCAAAAGAUAAAAAUUGGUCUCUUGUUAUUAAAACGAAACCUAGGGACUUGUAUGAUAUGGGAAAAAAGUUGGAAGAGGAGGACGAUGAUACUUAUACUCAGUGUAUUCCUUAUAAUGUUG